Caenorhabditis remanei is the source of this 1026-nucleotide messenger RNA. RefSeq lists its product as uncharacterized. Lineage: Eukaryota; Metazoa; Nematoda; Chromadorea; Rhabditida; Rhabditidae. The coding region runs from base 1 to 1026 and encodes 341 amino acids. The record is from RefSeq and is a predicted model, not a curated record. The transcript has 5 exons.
AUGCCUCUCUCCCAACGUCUUCUCGGUCGUGCAAUGGCUUUCAUAGGAUUCAUUUGGAUGGUGCACUCAGACAACUCAACGGAAACUUCGGUCUCAAACAACAAUAAUACAGUUUUGAGCAACCAGUCACAGUCAAUCUCCGAGCAACUCAGUCAACUCACUGGUAACUCCGUGGAAGAAUCAGAGAAAGUUAUGAACUCGUGGCUUAGAGGACGACAAUGGGAUCUAACCACAUCGGUUCAAUUCGAUCAAGAAGUUCUUUCUCGUCUUCGUUCCCUCCGAGUCGCUCUUCUAGUCGUCGAUUUCCAGAAUGAUUUUGUCGACGGAUCCCUCAAAAUUGGAGACGGAGAUGCUGGACAGGAUCCAAACAAGGCCAUCCCACCACUCAACGAACUUCUUCAACUCAAUUCAUGGGAUCUUGUUGUGUACACCAAGGACUGGCAUCCACAUAACCACAUCUCAUUUCUCAGUCAAGCACACAAUUCGGAUAGAGAAAUGGAUAAGAAAGAUGAGAAUCGAACGCUCAACUUUUUUGAUUCGGUUCAAUUCAUGAAACCUAUUAAGACAGAACAAGUUCUAUACCCCGACCAUUGCAUCCAAAAAAGUUGGGGAUCAGAUAUUCAUCCAGAAGUCUUCAUUGUUCCAAAAGCUGAAUACAUAAUGAAAGGAGUUGAUCCAUAUCUUGACUCAUAUAGCGCAUUCAACGACAACAAUGGACUCUCGAAGACUGAACUAGAAGACGUGCUUCGUCGAGAAAAUAUCGAUGCUGUUGUCAUUGCAGGUCUUGCCUAUGAUAUUUGUGUACGAUUCACUUGCCUGGAUGCUGUCAAGCAAAACUUUCUGGCCGCUGUCAUACCAGACUGCAGUGCCGGAUUGACGAAAAAGGGAAUCACAGAAUCCGAAAUAGCGUUCAAAAAACAAGGUGUUGCAAUGAUCUCAAAGGAGGAAGCUAAAGAAAUCACAGAAGGUGCAUUUCUUCCAAAAGAAUGGGUUCGGAAAAUCGCUGCUGGCAAGAAAAAUCACUAA